AUGCCGUCGCAAGAGCGUACAAUUGCCUUUGUAGGAUGCGGUAGGGGUGUCCCCAGCCAGCAGAUGACUCAAACCGCUUACAAUUCCACAGGAAACAUGGGAGGUGCAAUCUUACACGGAGUUUUGAGAGCAGCCUUCCCUCACCCCAGCGACCAGUCCCAGGCACGGCCAAUUUCCAAGUUCAUUGCUUGUACCAAGACGGCCCCAUCCGCCGAACGCCUCAAGGCGUCCAUCUCAGAAGCGCAUCAGCAGUAUGUCCAUGUUGUGUCAGCGAAAAUGAUCGAGAGCAUGCAGGCAGCCGACUACAUUGUCCUUGGCUUCAAGCCCUUCAUGGCCGAUGACCUCCUCAGCCUCGAGGGAGUCAAGAAGGCAAUCGCUGGAAAACUCGUGAUCAGCCUCUUAGCAGGCCAGACGCCGCAGAAUCUCGCCCGCAUCAUCAAACAGUCUUCGACCGAGGAAUGUCCGCAGCCGUAUAUCAUGAAAGCGAUUCCUAACAUGGGUGCGCAGUUCCGCGAGUCGAUGACUACGAUUGAGGAGCCGGGAGAGGAUUUCCCACCGGAACUCAGAGGAGUGACGGACUGGAUCUUCACGCAAAUUGGGGAUAUCAAGUAUCUGCCGCAGAGCCAGAUGGAUCUGGCAUCUGUGCUGGUUGGUGCUGCGCUGGCGGCGAUGACGGUUCCAAUCGAAGGUAUCCUCGAUGGCUGUGUGGCGGAAGGGCUGAAGCGUCCUGACGCGAUGCAGCUGCUUUUGAAAGGGAUCAGGGGGUUGUCUGCUGCACUGGAGUCCGGAAUCCAUCCAGCUGUGCUGCGGGAGAGUAUCUCUUCUCCAAGAGGGUGCACGAUCCAAGCCCUUCUGGCUCUGGAGCAAGCGGGCAGCAGGGCGGAUUAUGCGGAGGCAAUAAUUCGGGGGACGCAGCAUCUGAAGAAGCAAUAA
Molecule: messenger RNA, 933 nt
Organism: Penicillium chermesinum
Lineage: Eukaryota; Fungi; Ascomycota; Eurotiomycetes; Eurotiales; Aspergillaceae
Product: pyrroline-5-carboxylate reductase
Exons: 1
Coding region: 1-933 (310 amino acids)
Biological process (GO): L-proline biosynthetic process
Molecular function (GO): pyrroline-5-carboxylate reductase activity
Source: RefSeq, a predicted model, not a curated record